AUGCCGCGUUUAUAUCCAAAAUAUCUCUUUCUUAACUACAGAUCUCGUGGAGGCAGGUGGGGGCCACAUUGCUUAAAAAAGCGGCCUAAGGCCAGCUUUUUGAACUUCACCCACAAAUUCAUCGUUAUGGCUGAUACCGCUAAUGCUUCCACUGCUCCUGUUGACGCUGGCACCGUCCCCACGCCAGGUGACGAACAGCCAGGCCACAAGGUCUUCACUGGUAACCUAGCGUACACCACCACUGAAGAAGGUCUCAGGGCUUUCUUUAGUCCCGUAGCAGAUGACAUUCUUUCCGUGCAACUCAUCUACCGUGGAAGACGCCCUGCAGGCUAUGGCUUCGUUGCCUUCAACACUGCCGACGCUGCCUCUAAGGCCGCAGAGCUCCUCAACAAGAAAGAGCUCGACGGUCGUACCCUUAUAGUCGAAGUCGCGAAGCCUACGGACCAGAAGCAGAAAAAGGAGAAGCAUUCCCCAAAGAGACGUUCUAGCAAGAAAAUCAAGCCUGUCAAUGGUGAGGCCAACACGAACGGCGUCACUGAUGCCAAAGAGAGUACCGAAAACGCUGCAACCAACGAGACUCAAGAAGGUUCUCCCAAGCCCAAGAAGAAGCGCAACACGCGCAAGACCAAAAAGCCGAAGACUGCUGCUAAGGAAGGUGAUGCUACCACUGCACCUGUUGAUGGCACCGUCGAUGCACCCACCACGGCUGAGUCCAAACCGAAAAAGGCUAAGACUCCGAAGGCCCCCAAGGCUCCCAGGCCCCCAAGGCCAGUUCGCCCCGUCGGCGAGGCCCCUGAAGGUGAACCAUCCAAGACUAUGCUCUUCGUUGCCAACCUAGGCUUCUCCGUCGACGAUGCCGGCCUCUCCGAUCUCUUCACGUCCGCUGGUAUCACUGUUGUCACUGCCCGUGUCGUUCGUCGCCGCUGGGGUCAUCCCCGCCGCUCCAAGGGCUAUGGCUUCGUCGACGUUGGAUCUGAAGACGAGCAGAAGAAGGCACUCGAGCUCCUCCAAGGAAAGGAAGUUGGAGGUAGGGAAAUCGCAGUCAAGAUCGCCGUUAAUGCCCAAGAAAAGGAAGAAGAAGAGGUUGCCGCUGCCCAAGAUGUCCCGUCUUUGGUCGCCGCGGCUGCUUAA
Acaulospora colombiana is the source of this 1131-nucleotide messenger RNA. The record is from the annotation of a GenBank genome assembly. NCBI's taxonomy places the organism in Eukaryota, Fungi, Glomeromycota, Glomeromycetes, Diversisporales, Acaulosporaceae.